AUGUCUCAAUUCGAUCUGAACGUGGCCACCCGCGCUAGCCAGUCGGCUUUGCUGCCUGUGGUCCUCAUCGCCACCUCAAUCAACGAGGCUCGCCCUACCCCGGUGAUCAACAUCGUCUACCAGGACACUGCUCUCCUCCAGGAUGGUGAGAAGGCUAUUGUUCAGCUUGUGGCUGGCAGCAAGUCUGUGUUCGGUACCACUGAGGUCAUCAAUGAGCUCACCGCGCACUUCCCCUUCCUGACUGGCAAGGAUGCUAAGGUGGAGGCCGAAUGGCUCUCUCAAUUGGACAGCCUGACGACCCUUGACUUCAAGGCUCUCGAUCCCAUCCUUCAGCGCAUUGAUAGCCACCUCCUGCUGCGCUCGUUCCUCGUCGGAUACUCUCUGUCCACCCCCGACAUCGCCGUUUGGGGUGCUCUCCGUGGUAACCGUGUCGCAGCUGCGGCUCUGAAGAAGGGCUCCCUCGUAAACUUCACCCGUUGGUACCGUUUCCUCGAAGAGCUCUGCCCCUGGACCAACGCUGCUGUUGAGUCUAUGAACGCAGUUGCCAAGGAGAAGAAGGUCGCCAAGGCCAAGGAGGGUGCUAGCUACGAUAUCGCUCUUAAGGGCACUGAGAACGGCGUUCCUUCUGGAUACCUCCACAUCGGACACGCCAAGGCCGCUCUUCUCAACGAUUACUUCGCCCACGAGAAGUACAAUGGUACUCUUCUUCUCCGUUUCGAUGACACCAACCCCUCCAACGAGAAGCAGGAAUUCGAAGAUGCUAUCAUUGAGGAUCUUGCUCUCAUGGGCAUCAAGCCUAACAAGAUGACCUACACCAGUGAUUACUUCGAUGAACUGUACGACUACUGUAUCAAGAUCAUCAAGCAGGGAGACGCCUAUGCCGAUGACACCGACAAGGAAACCAUGCAGAAGCAGCGAUGGGACGGUAUUCCCAGCGGGCGUCGUGAGAUGGCCGCCGAGGAGAGCUUGGCUCAUCUCGAGGAUAUGAAGAGCGGCAGCGCCGAGGGCCUUCGCUGGUGCAUUCGUGCUAAGAUCUCCGCCGACUGCCCUAACAAGGCUAUGCGUGACCCUGUCAUCUACCGUUGCAACCCUGCUGCCCACCACCGCACCGGUGACAAGUGGAACAUCUACCCCACCUACGACUUUGCUUGCCCCAUCGUUGAUUCGAUGGAGGGUGUCACCCACGCCCUUCGUACCAUUGAGUACCGUGACCGCAACCCUCAAUACCAGUGGAUGCUGGAUACCCUCAAGCUUCGCAAUGUGCAGGUCUGGGAUUUCGCCCGCAUGAACUUCAUCAAGACUCUUCUCUCCAAGCGUAAGCUGACCAAGCUUGUUGAGACUGGUGCCGUCUGGGGUUGGGACGACCCUCGCUUCCCCACCAUCCGCGGUAUUCGUCGCCGUGGUAUGACCAUUCCUGCUCUCCGGGAGUUCAUUCUCAAGCAGGGCCCCUCCAAGAACGUCACCAACUUCGACUGGGCUCUCAUCUGGGCUACCAACAAGAAGUACAUCGACCCUGUCGCUGGUCGUCACACUACCAUUUACACCAAGGAUGCUGUGAAGACCACAGUGACUGGAGGCCCCUCUGCCCCUUACUCCGAGGAGAAGCCUUUGCACGCCAAGAACGCCGCUGUCGGUAACAAGAAGGUCAUCUACUCCAGCUCUAUCCUGCUUGAGCAGGAGGACGUCAAGUCAUUCAAGCCCGAUGAGGAAAUCACCCUCAUGAACUGGGGUAAUGCCUUCAUCCGCAAGAUCAGCACCAACGCCGAGACUGGUAUCAUCACCAACCUCGAGGUUGAGCUGAACCCCACUGGUGAUGUCAAGAAGACCGAGAAGAAGGUCACUUGGCUCGCCGAGGAGGGUCAGGAUCUCAUCCCCGUUGAGCUCGUUGAUUUCGAUCACCUCCUCAACAAGGACGCUUUGACCGAGGAUGAUGUUCUGGAGGACUGCUUGAACAAGCACACUGAGUUCCGCGAUGUCGGUGUCGCAGACUGCAAUGUCGCCAACCUGAAGGAAAACGACAUCAUUCAGUUCGACCGCAAGGGCUACUACCGCGUUGACCGGGCUUACAGCCCUGGCUCGCCUGCCGUGUUCUUCAACAUUCCUUCUGGCAAGACCAAAUAA
Messenger RNA from Penicillium brevicompactum, 2121 nucleotides. RefSeq names its product glutamate--tRNA ligase GUS1. Bases 1 to 2121 code for a protein of 706 amino acids. The record is from RefSeq and is a predicted model, not a curated record. Gene Ontology annotation, biological process: translation; glutamyl-tRNA aminoacylation. The transcript has 3 exons. Gene Ontology annotation, cellular component: cytosol; methionyl glutamyl tRNA synthetase complex; cytoplasm. NCBI's taxonomy places the organism in Eukaryota, Fungi, Ascomycota, Eurotiomycetes, Eurotiales, Aspergillaceae. Gene Ontology annotation, molecular function: ATP binding; glutamate-tRNA ligase activity.